UACUAGGGUGGAUCUAACGUUAGAGUGUGGAAAGGAGACUAAUUAACUAUUGUUAUUAUGGACAGAUGGGGCUUUUAUUUUGAAAUCAGGUCUCGACGUCUCUUACCAUAAUACUCAGUUUACACACAAAACACAUAAAAAAGCGGGGACUCGCUCGUCUGUACUUCUCGAACUGGACGCUGGCUUGACAACAGUACCUCACUUUUCCCACUUUGUCUCGUGUGUUUGCGUGUGAGUGUUGGCUGCCUCGUUUUCCAGACUCGCCACUGAGGUAGGAUCCGUGCUCUUUUCGCCGUGCUGUUUGUGGCUCUGCUGCUGGCAAACAUUCCUCCGGACAAAACGCCCACAGUGCACAGAGCUUUGGAUGUGGCUUUGCUUUGUGCAUCUCACGUGGAGCUGUGUUUAAAACCCUGACACUUUCGGGCUGUGCCGCCUUUCUUGUUUAUGUCGUCUAAAGCGACUCAACAAGCAAAAAGUUGUUUCCGCCAAGUUGCGCAGAGUUGCGCAAGUUGACGCAAUAAUAACAGUCGAGAGCACGACUGCAACUGUUAUUAUUAAUGUCGUUUUAACUAAGAUUUUUAGUAUUGGGCUCAUAACGCAGGCAUAGCGCUAUAAUUUGCUAAGUAUGUUGUUGUUUAGCUUUGAAAACAGUGAAAGUGCUUUAACGCACUAAAACAGCUCCUUAACAGAAUACAAUAAAGUAGAAUAGCCCUUUAUUGUCAUUGUAUAUGUACAACGAAAUUAUGAAAACUUAAUGUGUUUCAGAAUGAAUAUAUUCAAACGAGACAAAGGCUCAGCGGCUGCUACUCAGGAGCUCGGCAGUGCCGUCAGACACAGCCAGAACAGGCAGGAUGAUGGAGUUGGCUCACAGAGGACGGGGGUGAUGGGUGUCAUGCAGAUGGUCAAUCCCUUCAAAUCCACUGCACAGGCCUCCUUCACGGUUCAUACAACUCCCUCCUCAGAUUCACUGGAACAACCAGCAGACACAGCUCAGAACCCUGGUAUGCUGAAAGGGGUCAUGCAGAAGGUCAACCCAUUCAAGCCUACCUCACAGGUCUCCAAAGCACCAUAUUCAGAGUUGCCGGAGCGGGGAAAGGAAGACUCUACUCAGAACUCUGGAAUGUUGAAAGGAAUGAUGCAGAAAGUCAACCCCUUCAAGUCUUCUGCACAGGUGUCAAAGAGUGAUCCUCCAGAUGAUUCUGCAAAUCAUCAAGAGACUGGAAAAGAACGUCAAGACAAACAAAGUCCAGGAAUGAUUCAGAAAGUCAACCCAUUCAGAUCCUCGCAGCCAAAGGUUUCAUUUUUAAUAAUAAUUACUGAUAAUUUAAUUGUUGAACAGAAAACUGUGCUCAGCGUUUAUCCUUCUGGAAAGUCCUCUUCUUGCAUCUUAUAUUUUCAGGAUGUUGAGCCUCAACACAAUGACCUCACAUCCAGCGCUGGAAGCCUGACAGGCAACAACAACUUGCCAGAGAAGCAGAACCCUGGAAGGUUCAAAGAGACGAUGCAGAAAGUAAAUCCCUUUAAGUCGUACACACAGAUUCAGGAUCAAUGUCAGAGAGAUUUGACGGUUACCUCUGUCAAGACACUGGAAAACCAAGCAGAUAUUCACAGUGACAACUCCACCAGCUCUGAAAGCCUGGAUGACAGCACAAUAGAGAGACAUUCUGUUUGGUAUAUAGAUGCUGACACCAGCUGUGAUGUAAAAACCCAGCCAACACAGGCCCAAAGGAGAAGAACCAGGGACUCUGCAAAUGCAUUUUCUGACACUCAAGCCUCACCCCAGGAGGUAGUUGAAGUUCAGACAUUGCAAUUGGCUGAAGUACCAGUGCGCAGUGGAGGAACGGACCUGGACCCUCUAGACGAUGACGAAGGCCUUUUGUCCUGGUGGAGAACAGUCGAAGGUUGGGAUGAGUGGAAUGAGGCAAACCAGAAUGAUGAAACUGAAGAAGUGGUGGAACAAGCAGCUGAUCGCGUCUUCAUGGCCGCUCGACUUUUUGUUCGUUUUUUUAACCAACGCGGCGCCUCACUGCAGCAGCGCAUCCUUGAGCUCCUAGCCUUGGCUGAUGCAGCAGACAAUUUUCACAAAAAAACGGUCACGGCCAGUGUGGGCGGUGGAUUGGCCAGUGUCGCCGGGUCUAUCACCACCAUCACCGGCCUCAUUCUGGCACCCUUCACAGCUGGAACAUCACUGAUUGUCACAGCUGUAGGCAUUGGUAUAGCUACAGCUGGUGGCGUGACAUCUGCUUCGGCCAAUAUCACUGACACCGUCCAUUCAAAGACGGACCGCAAGAAGGUGGAGAAGAUGAUUCAAGAUUACCAGGGGGAGAUCAAGGACAUCAAAGAAUGCCUGGAAUUUUUACAGGAAGGGAUGGAGACACUCCAGCAGUGGGACUUUGAGAAGUAUGCCGAGAGCAUCGCAAAAAAUCACUUAAACCAGGACGUCAAGCAUGUAAUCAAGGAGGGUGGUCGAGCUGGCAAAGCUCUGGUGGUCAACACAGACAGUCUGAUCAAUACUGUUCAAGUCCUGAAUGUUGCUGGUGGUGCUGCCAAAGCUGCCCAGGUGAUGAGUGUCACUACCGGAGUAAUGUCAGGCCUCUUCCUGGCUCUUGAUGUGUUUUUCCUGGCAAAGGACUCCAUGGAACUGAAAAAGGGGGCAAAAACAGAGUUCGCUGUCAAGAUCCGAGAAGUUUGCAAAGACCUACAGGAUGGCCUGCUGGAGCUAAACAGAAUCAAGGAACAGCUUCAGAAAACUAUGGAUGGGAUAGAGGUGGAGGUAGAGGAGGUGGAGGAUGAAGAGCAGUUGAAAUCUGAUCUGAAGAAACUCACUGAGCUUGAAGACUGAAGGACAGUGUUUAGAAAACAAAACAAAGUCCUCAUUGUCUUGCGUUGAUACCAAAAAUAAAGUUUAAGCAGAAAUUGCACAAGUUUCGUAGUUUUUACGGUCUGCAUUGUUACUGAACAGGCCCAAUGAAUAGUUCUCAGUAGUUUCUUAUAUUAAUAUAUUGUCAUUGUUUGUUUUAAAGGCAAUUUUAAUUAAAUGUAUUACAUUUAUUGCUGGUUUGCUGCAUUGGUGAGUUGAUCUGACUUACACUCCACACUACUUUUAUCAGUGGACGAGGUGAGAUGACCUUUUACUCAAACGGGUGGGGUCAAAGGCCAGAAAUAAAAGAAUGUUAAAGGUC
Messenger RNA from Oreochromis aureus, 3182 nucleotides. RefSeq lists its product as uncharacterized. The record is from RefSeq and is a predicted model, not a curated record. Gene Ontology annotation, cellular component: extracellular region; membrane. Bases 755 to 2842 code for a protein of 695 amino acids. Gene Ontology annotation, biological process: lipoprotein metabolic process; lipid transport. The transcript has 19 exons. Gene Ontology annotation, molecular function: lipid binding. Lineage: Eukaryota; Metazoa; Chordata; Actinopteri; Cichliformes; Cichlidae.